AUGAGGUCGUUCAAAUUCACCUUCGUUUUCCUUUUGUUGGUAAUACUAGUAUCACUCGUUUCAGCAUACGCACCUGCGCGGAACACCGGGAUUGCCAUAAGAGCAGAUCCAGCCUCCUCCUCAGGUGACUCGAGCCAGACAGAUAAGCCGAGCCAGACAGGCGAGAAUAACAGUGAGGCCACGGGGUCAGACAGCCAGAGCAACAGCCAGAGCAGCAGUGACGAAAACAGCAGCAACAAAGAUAAACCCACCCCAACCGAUAAGAAUGGAAGCUCCAAGACGAGUGACAAGGGAACAAAGACGACCAAAAAGCCCAAGACUACGGUUGACCCCCGUCUCCCACCAGGUGGCAUUGUGAUGGUAACUCCUGGUCCUUUUGACUCAUCGACCUACGUUAAAAUCGGAGCAAAUGCUACAUUUGCGUGGAAUUACACCUCUCUCGAAAUUAAACCAAGUGCCGUUGACGUUGUUGCAUACUGCUCGAAGAACGACCAUUAUUACACCAUUGCUUCCAACCAGUCGGUUCAGGAAACCGGAAGCGCCGUUUGGGAUACCAACCCCUACAAAACUGCCUCUGUGCGCCUCUUAGUCGAACAUUAUACUCUGAUUGUACACGAUUCUAAGCGCGGCCCCACUGAUGCUGCCCCGGCUGGUGAACUGGGUGUCUCCAGGCCUUUCAUCUUUGGAGUUUACGAACCACAUGACAAUCCUAACCUCAAGAAACGGACUAUGGGCAGUGCUGCUAUCUCGACCACCGAUCGCCAAGCUGUCUGGUUCAUGAUGGGAAUGGUUGGAAUCACCAUUGCGUCAUUCACCUGGUUUGCCAGCGGACUAGGCUUAUUUGCCUAA
Molecule: messenger RNA, 849 nt
Organism: Trichophyton rubrum CBS 118892
Lineage: Eukaryota; Fungi; Ascomycota; Eurotiomycetes; Onygenales; Arthrodermataceae
Exons: 3
Coding region: 1-849 (282 amino acids)
Source: RefSeq, a predicted model, not a curated record